AUGGCCGCGAGCCGGGCGAGCCGAUCGGGUCUCGGAGGGGGUGAUCAAGAGGGCAUUCCGCAGAAGGUGGCGGCGAUCUUGGGCCUCGUGCUCCUGUCGCGCCUGGGCGUCUAUGUGCCGGUGCCCGGCGUGGACACGGAGGCCUUCUCGGAGGCGUUGAAGCAGGGGGCCGGGGCGCUCGGGUACGUGGACGCGCUGACGGGCGGGUCGAUCAGCCGCGUGUCCAUCUUCUCGCUGGGGAUCAUCCCCUACAUCAACGCCUCGAUCGUCUUCCAGCUCAUGGCGUCGGUGAUCCCGUCGCUCAAGCAGCUCCAGCGCGAGGAGGGCCCCCAGGGCCGCGCCAAAUUCAAGCUGUACCAGAAGCUGGCCGCACUCGCGUUUGCCUUCCUCCAGGCCUUUGGGCAGCUCAACUACUGCCGGCCCUUCGUGGACGACUUCAGCACACAGUGGCUGCUGGAGAACAGUUUCGUGUUGGCGGCGGGCGCGAUGUGUCUGACGUUCAUCGCGGACGAGAUUGACAAGAAGAAGCUGGGCAACGGCACGUCGAUCCUCAUCUUCGCCAACAUCGUGAGCGCGCUGCCGUCGUCGCUGGGAUCCACGCUGGCGCAGGUGCAGGAGCGCGGCGACUACGGGUCGCUCGGGGUCUUCGGCGGCGCGUUCCUUCUCACGUGCCUCGGCAUCGUGUACGUCCAGGAGGCGGAGCGCAAGAUCCCCAUCAACUACGCCAACAGGUUCAAGGCGGGCGCGUUGGCGCGUUCGGCGUACCUGCCCUUCAAGGUCAACGCCACGGGGGUCAUGCCCGUCAUCUUCUCGACGUCGCUGCUCGCUCUCCCCGCCACGCUCUCGCGGUUCACCACGGUGCCGGCGCUGCAGGAGUUUGCGGCGGCGAUGAGUCCCGCGGGGUCCCUGUACGUCCCCGCGAACGUCUUCUUCAUCGUCCUCUUCAACUACUUCUACACCUUCCUCCAGUUCGAGCCCAAGGACGUCGCCGACAACCUCAAGAAGCAGGGUGCGUCGCUCGCGGGCGUCCGGCCGGGCCGCCAGACCGCCGACUUCAUCACGGACACGCUGGCCCGCAUGUCAGUCCUGGGGUCGGUCUUCCUGGGCGUGCUGGCGUCCGCCCCCGCGGUGGUGGAGGCCUUCACCGACCUGCAGGCCUUCCGCGGGUUCGCGGGCACGUCGGUGCUGAUCCUCGUGGGCGUGGCCACGGACAGCGCGCGCAAGGUGCGUGCCGAGAAGAUCAUGGAGCAGUACCGGGACGUGGAGGACUUCUACUCGGGAGGAGGGGGGUCCAGGUCGUCGUGA
Molecule: messenger RNA, 1305 nt
Organism: Pedinophyceae sp. YPF-701
Lineage: Eukaryota; Viridiplantae; Chlorophyta; Pedinophyceae
Source: the annotation of a GenBank genome assembly